AUGUUUGCGUCCGUUUCGCACCCUGAUGAGUCUCCCAGAGUCAUUGAUAUUCACAAUGUUGAAGAUGAUGACAAUUGUGGAUAUAGAUGCAUUUUUUCCUUGAUGGGUAAGGGAGAACAAAAUUGGAAGCAGGUCCGAGAAGACAUGAUAAAGGAGCUUACAUUACGGCAAUGUAUUUAUCAUGGUAUGUAUGGCACCGACAAACAUUACGAAAAAGUACUACAAGCCUUGCAUCUUGCUCCAAAUGAGUUUGCAACGGAGGAGAAGUGGUUAUCCGUGCCGGAUAUGGGCCACAUUGUUGCUACGAUGUACCAGGUUGUGUUCGUGACCUUGUCGAAUCGGGGGGGCGCCACCUACUUCCCUCUCACCGGUCCAGUGCUACAUCCAUCAGAGCACCAGAUUAUAUGUUUACUCUUUGUCAACAACAACCACUGGGUGAAGGUGCUUAUUUCAACUGACUUUCCUUUGCCAACGGUUAAUCCACAAUGGAUUUAUCAUUGUACUGUUGAAGCUCGUGGUUGGCAGCUACCAUACCUGGAUCGCAUGAUCCUAUUCAACAAACUCUCCCGAGAGUUUAUGUUUCUGUUGGAGUUCCUGUCUCUAUCAAAUUUCUGCAAAAACUCGCACUACGGAACUGCGUCCACCAUGCACGCUCAGGGUGCGAUGGUUUUUACCUGCGAGUAUUUAUGA
Lotus japonicus is the source of this 690-nucleotide messenger RNA. RefSeq lists its product as uncharacterized. The transcript is spliced from 5 exons. The record is from RefSeq and is a predicted model, not a curated record. NCBI's taxonomy places the organism in Eukaryota, Viridiplantae, Streptophyta, Magnoliopsida, Fabales, Fabaceae. Bases 1 to 690 code for a protein of 229 amino acids.